Messenger RNA from Myotis lucifugus (little brown bat), 2669 nucleotides. RefSeq names its product matrix metallopeptidase 25 (gene MMP25). Lineage: Eukaryota; Metazoa; Chordata; Mammalia; Chiroptera; Vespertilionidae. Gene Ontology annotation, biological process: collagen catabolic process; proteolysis; extracellular matrix organization. Gene Ontology annotation, molecular function: metalloendopeptidase activity; zinc ion binding. The coding region runs from base 281 to 1993 and encodes 570 amino acids. Gene Ontology annotation, cellular component: extracellular matrix. The transcript is spliced from 10 exons. The record is from RefSeq and is a predicted model, not a curated record.
AGGGGCAGCCAGUGCCUUGUGGCGCCGGCACAAGACCGGCCGGGACCCCUCGAAGCCGUCGCAGCAGACCCAGCGCCCCAGGACCCUCCGCUGGACGCCGCACGCCCCUGCUCCGCUGCCCCGGGCCCCUGACCCCUGUGCGGCCCCCAGUCCUCCCGCCCGGCCCUCCGACCCAGCACCCGGUGCCCCACCCUAGCCUCUCCGGUCUCCUCCCCCCGACGCCCCGGGCGGCUCGGGUCGGGCCCCCUGGAGCCCCACGUUGCCCGGGCAGGAGCGCGCGAUGCUCCGGCUCCCGGUGCUGCUGCUCCUGGUGCUGCUCCAGCCGCCGCCGCUGCCCGCGCUCGCCCCGGAGCCCGCGGCGCAGGACGUGAGCCUGGGCUUGGACUGGCUGACCCGCUAUGGCUACCUGCCACCGCCCGACCCAGCCCAGGCCCAGCUGCGGAGCCCUGAAAAGCUCCGGGAUGCCAUCAAGGUGAUGCAGAGGUUUGCUGGGCUGCCUGAGACCGGCCUCCUGGACCCAGUGACGAUGGCCACCAUGCACAAGCCCCGCUGCUCUCUGCCCGACGUGCUGGGGGUGGCAGAGCUGGUCAGGCGGCGGCGCCGUCGUCGCUAUGCCCUGAGCGGCAGUAUUUGGAAGAAGCGAACCCUGACGUGGAGGAUACACUCCUUCCCCCGGAGCUCUGCCCUGAGCCAGGAGACUGUGCGGACGCUCAUGCACCAUGCCUUGGCUGCCUGGGGUAUUGAGUCAGGCCUCAAAUUCCGGGAGGUGGGUUCUCAGGGCCCACCAGAGGCUGACAUCCUCAUCGACUUUGUCCGGGCCUACCACCAGGACAGUUACCCUUUCGACGGGCAGGGGGGGACCCUCGCCCACGCCUUCUUCCCCGGGGAACAUCCCAUCUCUGGGGACACUCACUUCGACGAUGAGGAAAUCUGGACUUUUGGGUCAAAAGAUGGCGAGGGGACAGACCUGUUCGCGGUGGCAGUUCAUGAGUUUGGCCACGCACUGGGCCUGGGCCACUCCUCUGCGCCUGACUCCAUCAUGAGGCCCUUUUACCAGGGUCCUGUCGGGGAGCCCACCAAGUACCGCCUGUCCCAGGAUGACCGUGAAGGCCUGCAGCAGCUCUACGGGAAAGGACCCCAGACCCCAUAUGAUAAGCCCACAAUGAAACCCCUGGCUCCUCCUCCCCCGCCCCCUGCCCUGCCCCCAGGCAGCCCCUCCCUUCCUGUCCCUGAUCGAUGUGAUGGCAAUUUUGAUGCUAUCGCCAACAUCCGUGGGGAAACCUUCUUCUUUAAAGGCCCCUGGUUCUGGCGCCUCCAGCCCUCAGGACAGCUGGUGUCCCCCCAGCCUGCCAGGCUCCACCGCUUCUGGGAGGGGCUGCCCCCCCAGGUGACUGUCAUCCAGGCUGCCUACACCCCGCACCGAGACGGCCGAAUCCUACUCUUCAGUGGCCCGCAGUUCUGGGUGUUCCGGGACCGGCAGCUAGAGGGCGACGCGCGGCCGCUGGCCGAGCUGGGGCUGCCCCGCGGGGAGCAGGUGGACGCCGCGUUCUCUUGGCCGCUGAACGGGAAGACCUACCUGGUCCGGGGCCACCGCUACUGGCGGUACGACGAGGCGGCAGCGCGCCCGGACCCUGGCUACCCGCGCGACCUGAGUCUCUGGGAGGGGGCGCCUCCCAGCCCCGACGAUGUCGCCGUCAGCAACGACGGUGCCACCUACUUCUUCAAGGGCGCCCACUACUGGCGCUUUCCCAAGGGCAGCGUCAAGGCCGAUCCGGACUCCCCGCAGCCCAUGGGCCCCCAGUGGCUGGACUGCCCGGCCCCCAGCGCUGGCCCUCGCUACCCCAGACCCCCCAAAGCGACUCUCAAGCCCGAACCCUGCAAUUGUCAUUGCGAGAUCAACCAGGCCGCUGGGCGCUUGUCCUCGUCUUCGUCGUCGGUGACCCUCCUGCUGCUCCUUCUGCCCCUGCUGGUGGGGGACAUCACCUCCCGCUGAGGGGGGACAGGCCGCUCCACGGCGGGGCCGGUUCUCCCACCACCGGCCUGUACAGUGUAGGGGGUGGUGAUGGCCUGUGGGGGGUGGUGAUCGCUGCCCCCCCCCCCCAUCCUCUGUUCCCUGGGCGGGCCCUGCAAGGUGGGUGGAGCUAAGCCCUGGGGGUAGGGGAUGAGGGAGUGGGACACGAAGGCUGGCCCUGGACCGAACACAGGAAGUGCUCAGCCCCCCCUCCUCCAAACCCGCCUCCCCCUGCUUUGGCCCACCCAGGAUGUGCAUUUCCCGGAAUGGCUGGCUUUUCUCAGAACACAGCCUGCUGACUCCUUGCAGCACAAGCCCUGCCUGGCAACAGCGGCUCAUGUGCAUGGGUCUUUAGAGGACAGGCCUGAUCAGGAGACUGAGCCCCAGCACCCCCACCUCUGCCCCCCACUUUUCCAGAAGUGUCUCACCCUGUUCUGCUUCCACCCGGUCCCAGUGAACACCACAUGGGUGGGGAACUGGGACCCAGUCCUGAGACCACCCCUGGGCACCAGUGCUGCCCGUUCUGGGUGGCACCAAUGACCACAAAGGGGACCUUCCACAGUCUGGCCCAUGGACCUCCUUGCUGGUCACCACCCUGAAUCAGAACUGUCCCAUUCAAUAGGACACCCUCCCCAUCUUUAAAAACCUCUUUUUGCCU